AGAGCCGAAGGGGACAUAGCUACUGCGACAUCUCAGAAAGCGGCACUCGAUGCCGCCAUCAAUGCCGCUGAGCAAUACAUGAAAGCAUUGUGUCUGGCAUCCCCCGAAGAGAAAAAAGACCUAGACUCGAAGUGCAAAGACCUCUUAACCCGUGGAGAGAGAAUAAAGGCCGCCAAAGAUUGGCAGUCGGUCGCCCGGCUGCAAGCUCCUAGUCUGGAAGUCCGACCCCCGACAUCCAGACGAAAACCCACCACUCGGGAAGAAAUUAUCAUCUAUGAAGGGUCGAAGCUCAAUGGUUUCAUCUUCCCCCCAUGGGAUCGCGAACCUACCCCUGCGGAGUUCGUGACCCGCGACGGCCAGCCUUUCACGGAUGCUCCAGACUUGCAUAUUUCUGAAUUCCAGGGUUCAAUUUUUGCAGGAUGGAAACGGCCCGCGGAGCUUUUGCGCACAAUGAAUGGACAUGAAUUAUUACAAGCGAUUGAACCUGUUAUUUCGGUGGCAGGCACCACCGAUUUUGUACAAGACUUGUUGACAGACUGCUCGGUGGUUGCUAGUCUUUGCGCUAUAAGAUCCCGCUUUGAGCGCGGUCUGGGCAAUCUUGCAUCACCAACGAUGUUUCCCUCUAAGAGUUGUGAGCCAAGCAUAUCUUCGUCGGGAAAAUAUAUCUUUUCCUUCUACUUCAACGGCUGUUUUCGAAAGGUAGUCAUUGACGACCGACUUCCAUCCUCUAGAACAGAUCGAUCGCUUCAUGUGGUUGACCGAGAUAAUCCAAAUCAUCUGUGGCCUGCUCUGGUGGAGAAGGCAUAUUUGAAAUUGCGUGGCAGCUACGACUUCCCGGGAAGUAAUUCAGGGACAGAUUUGUGGGUACUGACUAGUUGGAUUCCCGAGCAAGUCUUCCUACACAACGAUGAUUCGACUUCCGACGAGAUUUGGGGCCGUCUAUACCAAUCAUUUUCCCGGGGCGACGUGUUGCUGACCAUAGGAACGGGAAAGUUAACUGAGCGGGAAGAGGAAGGACUAAGCCUGGUGAGUGAGCAUGAUUAUGCAAUUCUAGAUAUGAAAGAAGUACAGGGGCGUCGCCAGUUUCUGUUGAAGAACCCUUGGGCUGGGGCAGAGCCGACAAUACAGAUCAAUCAACCUGGGCCCACUGAAUCAUCAGUCCUCUCUCCAGGGAUGUUUUGGAUGGGUUGCGAACAGGUUUUGCAACAUUUCGAAAAUCUUUACCUUAACUGGAACCCGAGCCUGUUCAAGUAUCGAGAGGAUGUUCAUUUCACCUGGGAUCUCUCAAAUGGUCGGAUCAUCAACGGAUGUUUCAUUAAGAACCCGCAAUUCUCCGUAUACAGUAAGACAGGAGGAAUAGUAUGGUUGCUACUUGGCAAGCAUUUCAAGACAGAUCAUCAUCAUUUCCUGAAGAGUCAUGAGCCCUCUGGCGAGAGUCUUGGCUUCAUAAGCAUUUACAUAUUCAAGGCAGAUGGUAAAAGGGUCUUCCUGAGUGAUAGGGCUCUCAAUCGUGGUCCCUAUGUGGACUCACCGAACACUCUUAUGAGGCUCGAUAUGCCUCCUAGAACCACCUACACGGUUGUGGUAUCAGAACAAUCACUACCAUCAUGUAGCCAAAAUUUUACCCUCUCCGCGAUCUCGACAUCCCCCGUCUCACUAGCUCCUUCAACAGACAAGUAUCUCUGCUUCAAUAAAGCAAAAGGCUCCUGGACAGCCCUGACUGCCGGGGGCAAUGCAGAAUCUCCCCAAUACUCUUCCAACCCACAAUUUCGCCUUCAACUUUCCGAGAAGACUGACCUUUCGAUUCUCCUUGAGACCGAUGACUCUGAGCUGGCAACCCACAUCAAGCUGUUUUGGUCCAAUGGCGAGCGCAUCUCAAGAGUGCGAAGUCGAAAUAUCAUUGCAGAUAGUGGUGACUACCGUCGGGGUUGUGCACUAGCCGAGACCAGAUCCCUCGACAAGGGCGUGUACACGAUCGUCUGCUCAACUUUCGCGACAAAUCAACUUGGUCGCUUCACACUUUGGAUAUCUUCCACCAUUCCAAGCGUGGUACAACAAUUGGCGCCGGAAUCUGCGGGCCGUUUAGUUACAAAAUCCCGCGUCGGCAAGCUCCUACCAGGUCAAGACCGGAUGCUGGCUUCUCUAAAUGUGUCUCGACUCACGCAGGUCAAACUGGUUGCCAGAAGUAAAGCCUCGCGGAUUGGCGUUCGCCUCGUUGCUCCUUCACCUGUGCUGAUGACGAUUGAGCGGGGCCAGGGCCCAUACAAAGAGCUACUGGCUGUUUCUGAAGAUGGAACGCAUUGCGAUGUUGCAUCAGGUGUUCGCGUGGACGGUUUUGAUUUAUACCCUUUUGACGGGUCACAUAAACAGGCUUGGAUCGUGAUAGAACGCAUUGGAGGUCCUGGCGGGCAAGUUGAAGAUCAUUUCGAGGUUGAAGCUAUGGCCGAGGAACGUGUGGAGAUCGGCGAUUGGGUGGUAGAAGACCAAUAA
Messenger RNA from Penicillium taxi, 2490 nucleotides. Its product is annotated as calpain-like protease PalBory. Gene Ontology annotation, biological process: proteolysis. NCBI's taxonomy places the organism in Eukaryota, Fungi, Ascomycota, Eurotiomycetes, Eurotiales, Aspergillaceae. Gene Ontology annotation, molecular function: calcium-dependent cysteine-type endopeptidase activity. The transcript has 3 exons. The record is from RefSeq and is a predicted model, not a curated record. The annotation marks the transcript as partial.